Ectocarpus sp. CCAP 1310/34 is the source of this 4117-nucleotide messenger RNA. Lineage: Eukaryota; Phaeophyceae; Ectocarpales; Ectocarpaceae. The record is from the annotation of a GenBank genome assembly.
GUUCUCUCACCGACGACGCGGGAAAAUGACCGCCACUGCACAGCUCGUCUGCUAUGUUAAGGUUGCAUGCAGUGUCCUCAGACGACAUGAUUGAUGCAGACGUAGACGAUACUACACCUGACCAGACCAAUGAGGAAGCUGGCGAUGUUCCUAGCCAAAUUGCUGCGGGCGAGCCUUGUGCCGGCGUCGGCGAGGCACUGGUCGGCGACGCGCAGGAGGAGGGCAGCACCAUAACACGUGAUGACUUGGAGAAUGGUUGUGAAAAUGGGCUAGACGUAGCCGAGGACACAGGUUGGAGUGGUCUUGAAAAGGGCGCUCCCGAGGAUAACGCGUAUGCUCCUCGAUCUGAAGACUGUGUCGACGCCGCCGAUGGUGCUGGCGACGAUCUAUAUCGUCGCGUACGAGAGUUAGCCGUUGAGGCGAUCAAUGCGCUUGAGCUCCUAUCCCCCGACGAAGCUCUUGCUGUGCCUGCCAUGACUCACUGCCGGAGAAUGUGCGAGCAUGACUUCCUGAGUCACUGGGACAUGGCCGGGCGAAAACCAUACCAGAGGUACUCGGACUUUGCAUAUGGCCAGCAUGUUUCGGAGGACGUGUUCGAAUUCCGCGUGAAUGAAGCCGCUGAAGAUGAGAUCAUGAACAGGAUCAAGGAGUGCAUCGAAGGGCGACUUGGGGCAGAUGCACUCGACCAAGAAGGGGGUAAAACGAACCACUUGCUGGACAACAAGCACACGCACAUCGGUAUUGGAGUGCAUGUUGUAGAUGACCGGCUCCGCUAUGCGGAGGUAUACGCCGAUCGCUACUUGGAGCUGCUCGACUCUCCGGCUGAGCUAUCUGUUGCAGACGCAGCCUCGGGGUCCCACAUCUCGGUGCAGAUGACUUCGUCGGAUGUUGGACCAUACGCCUGCCUCGUGUUUCAUGACCCGGUGGCGACUCCGCUGACCGUGGGGGAACUGCAGCAGCAGUUCAGCGGGCCGUACUCGGAUUUCACAACAUCACAGACUAAAGCGUGGUGCUUCAUUGCCAAGGUGAGCAUCAUCUGGCCGUGGCAAAUGGAUGUCUUGGAGGACGGGGUUUUCGGUAUUCCGGUAUCGGUAUCCCCGAUUGAGGCCGGCACGUACUACGUGCAGAUUCUCGUCCGUGAAGACCCAGGAAGCAUACCCUAUGACACGGAUCCAGUAGGUGGACUCCCGUUGCCAGGAGAGAGUUUUUGCGGAGGUGCACUCGUGUUGAGGGCUUCCGAAGAAGGGGAAGCAAACAUGGGGAUGUCUGAUCUGGACGGAGCGGGUGGACUUUUGUCCAACAAUGGAGGUGGGACCUUGGAAGAAAGGGAAGCAAGAACGAUGGCAUCGACAAGCGCACUUCGUCGCGACCUCCCACCUAUCGUCAGAGUACGCGUCGUGCAGGACGCCGGCGGAAGAAUGCAACAGGAAGCCUCCUAUGAGAGCAAGGUUUUUAUGCCUCGCGAAAGGGCAGAAGACAUGGCGCAGUUGAAUCUCGCGAUGGAGUUCCUUCGCUGGGGCGCGUGGGACGACUUCUCAUCGCGGGAACAUACUAGCGAAGGAACCGGUACCAUUGUUGACCCAGCCGUCGCGACGAAGGAAGGGCAGACGGCGGGCGAGAUGGAAGACCUGAACGAGGGAGGAGCGGCGUCGGAAGCGCCCGUAGAUCCAGAUAAAGCUGCCACUGACGGUCAUGACGCCCCAACAGAAGCCCGUACCACCCCCGAAGAAGCUACAGAUCCUGGCGGCAUUGCUACACAAGAAACGGAAAUGAAACAAGGAAUUGCGGAUUCCGAGGGCCGGGGGGGGAAUGAUGACGCAAGUGAUGCACAUCAGCCUCCGGUCGAGGGAGAGGGGAGCGAGAGUGCGGAUCAUGAGUUGAUGAAUGGGCACGACGCAGAACCUGAAGUACCGUGGGUGGUUACCGAUAUCGCGAUUGUCAGGUUCAGGGAAGGCGAAAAGGUGGAACCACCCGAAGAUUUCGAGCUCGUACCGGGAGACCUUGCCAACCCUCCGGCCUUAGACGGCGACGAUAGUACCAAAGAAGCGGUCGGAGAACAGUCAAGUGGAGAGGUGGCGGAAGGCAAGACCACCGCAGAGCCGAUAGAGAGAGGGAAGGGGCACGAGGGAGAAGGGGGCACUUGUGGUCGAGAUAUGGUGUUUCUCUGUGUCAAGAUGGCGCGAUACACGGAUUCAGUUUCACCACUGACAGACCUUGCAGUGGUGUAUGGCACAGAGGGCUUUCAGAUGGGCUUUGGCUUCGUCACUAUUGCGCUACCCCAGGUUGUGAACGAGCUAUACGAUAGCACAAUACAUGUGUGCUACAAAAAAGCGGGGGCUGCAUUGGCUGUGAUCCAGCAGGUUGCUGAAAAGACCGCCGAAAAGGCGGCGAAGCAGAUCCAACGGCACCUCGGCAUUGAAGGAGGGGACGGGGAUGGCAAGGCUGACCCAAUGGACGACGAAGUGUAUGACGUCGAUACGAACAUGACGGCUGAUCAGAUGCUGGAAUGGGAAGAGAAGCGGAAUCGGGAGGCCGCGGAAAGAGCGCACAACCGAGAAAAGGUGGAGAGGGACCAUCGGCGCAAGGAAGCGAGCGAUGCCGUGCGAAGGCAGAUUGCAGAAGCCCUGAAAGAGAAAGAUGAGCUCGUCAAGCAAAAUGGCGAAUGGCAGAAGAAGAUUGCGUCUCUCAUGUUGAGCCAACAGAAAACCAGAGAGGAGGCCAGGACCGAGCACGGUGGGAGGGGAGUCGAGAAGGAAGCAACCCCAUUGCACGAGAGCGAGAAAAACUACGCUGAAUCCCUUGCCUCUAUCGUGUCUUGUCGGGAGAAGCUUCAAGAGCAGCAGGCUGAGUACGAUACCGUGGCAAUUGCUCUUCAGACAAGGUUGGACGAGAAAGAGUACAAAUCACGCGAAAUAGCUGACUCUUUCCGGGAUUUUAAGAGAGAGAUUGCUCGGACAGCGGAACAUAGUCGCACGGGCAAGGCGAUACCGAAGGGGGUCAUCUCUCAGUUUGAGGCAGCGGAAGCCAAGAAAGAUCGGGAGAUCGAAAAGGUGCGUUUGAAGAACAUCAACUUGCGUAUGAUGCUUAGAAAGGUGGAGGGAAGUCUUCGAGCGAAGGAGCAACUCGCGGAAGGGCUCCAUCUCAUCGACUUCGAGCAACUGAAGAUUGAAAACCAAACGGUCAACGAGAAAAUCGAGGAGAGAAACGAGGAGCUCCUAAAGCUCCGGAAGAAGAACACCACCACGGUUCAGAUCCUUACCCACACUAAGGAGAAGCUGCAAUUCGUCGCAGCGGAGAAUUCCGUCACAAGUCACCAGCUUUCGAUUCUGGAAGACGACCUCAACCAGGAAAGGGAUCGUCUCACCCGAGCCAAGAAAGAUCGAGACACCCUUCGCAGGGAAGUAGCCAGUCUUAGGCAAAGCCAGGGGUUUGCAAACAGCGAUCUACUGAUCCUGGACUUCGAGCAAAGAAAGUCGCACCUCAAGAAGCUAGGGCAGAAGCUAGAGGAGAUGAAAUCGAAGCACCACCUUCUGCUGCUGGAGCAAGAGAGCAUCGAAGAACGCACGCAAGAGCUAGGAGCGGUGCAGCUGUGAACAAAGCUUGUCGUGAUUGCUCGUGUUCGCAAUUGCUAGUGUAGACUGAAGGACGUGUAGCGGCGUAGGCGACCGGGGAGUUCCUGCUACGAGAUCGCCAGCCUGCACGUAAAAGGUUUAGUCAUUGUUGGCAUUGUAGCACCCGCUAUCGUUGAACGUCAUACAAGUAUGGCGUCUAUGAAGAGAGAAACGGGUGAUGUAGUCCGUGCGCGUUGUUUUAUUUCGUAUCCGGCACUCAAUUCGGCUAUUGACAGCUUAAAUGGCGUUGAGCUCCAGGAGUUGGAGUGUCUUGAGGUCUGGUGGAUUGGCAGCUCAACUGUGCUUCUUGGUUUGGAGGCUUGGCAACGAACACGUGCGCACUUGCCGGAGCCAUGCAGUCUCGUGGGGAAGUCUUGUUGCUAGUCGGCGAUGUCCCCCUUCUGAGGUAGGCGUUCAUUUUCGUGUCAUAUUAUUCCACCUGAACGAUCGGCAGUAUUAUCAUGCCCCCUGAGCACAGGUUUCGUCCUUUUGUUGGCGUUUGUCUC